Prorocentrum cordatum is the source of this 2775-nucleotide messenger RNA. The record is from the annotation of a GenBank genome assembly. NCBI's taxonomy places the organism in Eukaryota, Dinophyceae, Prorocentrales, Prorocentraceae.
AUGCUGCUGAGCUACGCAUGCACAAAGGCCAUGCUAGCACUUAAGAGUCUGAUGUGCUGGAUUGGCCUCUUGCAGUCUGACAGGUGUGCUGACACUCGUGCCAGUGGAGCAGGAAACAAUUCGGGCAUGGUACUGUCACAAAUUGCUACGUUGGGCGGAACGCCCGUCCAGUACGUACAGCAACCUAUCGGAACAUAUUGCAUCGACGGGGUGGAGAUAACGUCGCUGGCGGAGUGCCAGGCGGCGGUGACGUCUCUGGGACUGCCUUUCUUCUCCUCGACGCUGCACCACUCCAAUCAGAUGCCGUACGGGUGCUUCUACACGAACGGCGCCACCCCGCUCGUCCGCCACAAUCGGUGCGGGGCGGCCUGCGACGGGACGCUGCACGCCUGCUCCGAGUGUGGACCGUCGUCGACCGACUCGAGCGCCAUCUGCAAACAGGGGAUGACCUCACAGCCUACGCCGGCGCCGCCAAUGGUUCUGGCGCCCACGCCUGCGCCGUGGGUGGCGGUGGGGACCGUGCACCUGGAACCACACCCUCUCGGAAUAGACUGCUCCGAAGAUUCACAGGUAGGGUCCAUGGCCGAGUGCCAGUAUGCGGCAAGCUCGCUGACGGUUUCGUAUCUGAUUUCUAUGUCGGUGGAUUCGUCCGAAUUCCCACACGGGUGCCACUACCAGCCUGGAUCCUCACCGACUGCUCAAAUACUGUAUUUCAACACCUGCUCCGACUGCGGCCCCCCGUCGGAUGUGGCACACGCGAUCUGCAGGCAGGUGCCGACUCCUCAGCCCUCUCUGGCGCCGUGGGUGGCGAGCGCAUACGAGUACGAGCAGCUCCCUGUCGGGACAGCCUGCCCUUCCGGCCCAGACGUGGCUUCGAUGGAGGAGUGCGAGCAUGCGGCGACCAUUCUGAAUAUCCAGUACUUCUCCUCGAGCAUCAUCGACUCGAACGACAUGCCACAUGGGUGCUACUACACCCCAGGGGCCACCCCGAUUAUGGUGUUCAACUCCUGCGCCAGCUGCGGGUCCUCGCUGGCCACUUCGAGUGCGAUCUGCAGGUCGUCCACAGCCGCCCCGACCGCUCUCCCGACGCUGGCUCCGGCCCAGCAGCCAACGUCGGCAGUGACGACGCCGACCUCGGAGCCGACUCUGGCUCCGACUAUGCAGCCAAGCCCGCCGACGCCGGCGCCGACUCAAGCGCCAACGCCGGCUCCGACUCCACAGCCCACGGGGGCACCGUCGCCGACGCUGCCGACCCCAUCGCCGACCUUCCUGCCCCCGCUGGCGACGUCGUGCAACGGGACAAUCCCAUGGCUCCAGAUCGGUUUCGCCAUGGACUGCACUGGCACAACCAACUCGUACCUCGCGGCCCUGAAGACGACGGUCUACGAGUUGGCGAUCCAGUUCAACGCGUCAGUCGACAUACUACAGAUGGCGUUCCUGUGCUACCGCGACCACACUGACGUGAAUCCUCCCCGUUAUGAGUGGGCAGCCCAUCCUGAACCGUACGCCCAUUGGUUCACCGACCCUGUCCUGCUGCAGAGCGCAAUUGCGCCCUUCUACUCCUCGGGCGGCGGCAACUAUGCGGAGGACAACGCUGGCGCGAUGGGGAAGAUGCUGCAGGAGAAGCCGUGGGAUCCGAGCGCUAUGAAGAUCCUCAUGGUGAUCUCGAAGGACAGGGACUCCAUGCGGACGCCGUACGACACCGACGCCAGCCAGUGCCAGCUCAUGCAGGACAUCCGGGCGAAAAAUAUCAGCCUGAUCCUGGGGCACUUGGACACCGAUACGACGACCUCGAUGCUGUACGACUCCACGUACAAACCAACGCUUCCAUGGCGCGGAUGCUACGCAGACCCCUCCGAUGCAGAGCAGAUGAAGGAGAUCCAGUUUAUGGGCCUCAGCCCCGAGAACUUCAGCGCCCUGUUGAUCGACGAGGUCCGCGACUCCAGCUUCAACGCGUUGUGUCCUUCGGUGCCGACUGCGCAGCCGACGCCAGCGCCGCCGACUGCAGUGCCCGCGCUGGCCUCGCCGACUUCGGCGCCCACGCUGGCGCCGUGGCUGGCGAACUCGUGGGAGUACUUGGACCACCCUUUCGGAGAGUCUUGCUAUCCCGACUCAGCCGUAAAGUCGAUGGCGGAGUGCGAGCAUGCAGCGGCGUCUCUGGGGUUGGGCUACAUCGUUUCGAGCCCCGUCGACUCGAAUGGGCUAUCAUACGGAUGCCACUUCACACCUGGAGCCUCCCCAUUACUCGUUUUCAAUGACUGCUUCGAUUGCGGGACUGCGUCCACUAAUUCACAUGCCAUAUGCAGACAUGUGCCAACUCCGCAGCCCACGCAAGCACCGUGGGAGACGAACUCCUACGGCUACGAGGAGCCACGCCCCGUGGGAACGCAAUGUUUGGUUGGCUCAGAAAUACUGUCAAUGGCAGAGUGUCAGUAUGCGGCACAUUCAAAGGGGAUGUAUUUCAAUGUGUCCAGUUUGAUUGAUUCGAGUCUAUUACCGUAUGGAUGCCACUAUAUACCCGGAGCCAGCCCACACCUCGUUUUCAAUGAAUUUUCCGAAUGUGGGCUUGCGUCGAUCACAACAAAUGCACAAGCGAUCUGCGAACAAGAGGUGACUGCUCAUCCAACCCAGGCACCGUGGACGACGCACGCGUUGCAGUACACGGAACUCUCUGUUGGAGCAAAUUUCGGGAGCCUUGAGACGGGGGUCAAUCCAGACGGGGGUCAGCCAGGGCGCCAGAUCCUGCAGGAUCCUGCGAAGAUUCCCUCUGGCUGA